Molecule: messenger RNA, 2656 nt
Organism: Myripristis murdjan (pinecone soldierfish)
Lineage: Eukaryota; Metazoa; Chordata; Actinopteri; Holocentriformes; Holocentridae
Gene: fez1
Product: fasciculation and elongation protein zeta 1 (zygin I)
Exons: 10
Coding region: 324-1550 (408 amino acids)
Cellular component (GO): axon; cytoplasm
Source: RefSeq, a predicted model, not a curated record
GUGAGCUGGGCUGGCUGCCUAUUGAUUGGAAAACAACGGGCUGUGGGAGGACAGAUAAGGGUGGCUGUGGGCUAACGGGUGAGGGAAGGGAUACAGACCGAAGCUCCGACCACACUCUCACCCCUCUCUCUCUGUUUUUCCUCCCCUGUUUCACACUGGAAUGAAUGCAACUGCUCCUCAUCGGUGGGUUUCGCAGUGGAGGGUGGCUUAGGGCGCAGAUCUGCCUCGUCUAAGAAGCUCCUGCCUACACGCCGAGCCAUAAUAUCGGAGGCACAUCUUACUGCAGGGCACCCAUUUCAGUGAUCAAACUGACUGGGGACACCAUGGAAGCUCCUCUGGUGUGUUUGGAUGAGGAGUUCGAGGACCUCCGGCCAUGUCGGAUGGAAGACCUGGACAACCCAGCCCUCAACCACUCCUCUUACUCAACCACAGCCACCACCACCACCACCAUCCCGCUGGCUCCCAUCACCCGCGAGGACUUCUCUGAGCUGGAGAACUUCUCAGAGAUGAUGAGCUUCAAGUCCAUGGAGGACCUGGUCAAUGAGUUCGAUGAGAAGCUCAACGUCUGCUUCCACAACUACAACACCAAGACGGAAGGCCUGGCACCCAUACGCAGCCAGUCGCACAACCAAGAGGAUGAGGAGAGGCUGCAGGAUGAAGAUGUGUGGGAUGCUCUAACGGACAACUACAUCUCCACUUGGGACAACCCCAACUCAGAGGGAAUCAACGGAAACCUUUCUGACCAGGAGGUCCACGAAAAAGAGGAGGAGGAGAUGAACGAGAAGAACGACAACGCCAACUGCUUGAACGAAGAGCCUCUCAUCACAGCUGACCAGGUCAUAGAGGAGAUAGUUGAGAUGAUGGAGAACUCCCCAGACCCUGGUGAGACAGAGGAAGAGGAUGAGGAGGAGAGCAGCCACUGCUCCUCCAGGACCAACCCGUCCCUCCUGGAGGAGAUCAGGCAGCUGUCGCAGGCCUCCAACAACAACUGCUCCUAUGAAGGCCUGAGCCUGAUGCCCAGCUCGGCGCUGGUCAAGCUGCUGCACCGGGUGGAGGCCGCCAUCCGCGAGUACUCAGAGGAGCUGGUCAGCCAGCUGGCUCGGCGUGACGAGCUGGAGUUCGAGAAGGAGGUGAAGAACACGUUCAUCACGGCCCUGAUGGAGGUGCAGAACAGGCAGAAGGAGCAGCGUGACAGCGGCAAACGCAGGCGCCGCGACAAGGCCCUGAGUCUGCAGGGAGGAGGAACUCUGCCAGCGAAUGCCGGGAAUACCACGGGACGCACAGAGAAGACAGGAAGCAUGCCUGUCAAGCGUUUCAGCAUGGAGGGACUGUCCAACAUCCUGCAGACCGGCAUCAGACAGACGUUUGGAAGCACAGGCAGUGAGAAACAGUAUCUAAACACAGUAAUUCCAUACGAGAAGAACGGGACCCCACCGUCUGUGGACGACCUGCAGAUGCUCACAAAGAUUCUUUAUGCCAUGAAGGAGGACAGUGAGAAGGUGCCUACACUGUUAACUGACUACAUAUUAAAAGUGUUGUGUCCCACCUAAAGCACCGCCAGGCCAGGGGCCGCCGUGCGACGGAGACUCCGACCCCCUCCUCCGCCCGCGCCGAGGGCUCCUCCAACCUGGCAACCCUCCGCGCCCCUGGCCCAAAGCUGCAUGACCUCCCCUCAUUUACCAUUAUCAGCCAUGGAUCCUCACCAUCGACAUUAUCGUACGUUACUCACCUCGACUACGACUACUGCCUUUCGCUGAGCUCACCUUGUCCCCUCCUGCACACCAAGCUCAGGCCAGACCCAAAAUGGCUGCCAUAUGAAUACGUGUUGGGGCGGCCGGUCCCACUUUUAAACGGACUUUACUAACAAGAGCAUGACAUGCUACUAACGAACACACCGCCACAUCGGUACAGGGAUUUUAUUUUGUUCUUUCUUUCUUUCUUUCUUUUUCUUUCUUUCUUUGUGUUGUUGUUUCUUCUUUGGUUCGUACAACGGAGACAAUUUGAUUUUGACACAUAGUUUCAAACCGACCCGCUGGGUUUUGUGAAUCAUUCAGUUCAUCGAUCCAUACGGACUACACUUUACAGAUAAUUAAAAUGCCAUAUUGCAUCCAAGUGUCAGCAUAUCUCUGUAUUGUUGGAGAUGAAAAAAAAAAAAAAAAAUUAAAGUAAAUCUAAUUCAUUUGAAUACAAAAGCCAUGCACCUUUUUCUGCCAAUUUAGUACUGUAGCUCCAUGUAAAAAAUAAAUAAAUAAAUGAAUAAAUAAAUAAAAUAAAAAUAAACACAACUAUUACGGGUGCAGUGCAGUGUGCUACACGCUUUUUUUCUUCUGUUCUUCUUCUUUUUUUAGCCAAUAUUUGAAAAUCCAGUGCUCUUCUGACUUUUUUGUAAUUUCUUUUCAUUUUUAUCUGAAUAUUUGAUACACAGUCUGUUGUUGGUUUUCUACUUUUCUUUACUGUGUCAUCAGAGUGUUGUCCAGCCCGUUCAGCCGUGUGGAAGUGUAUUACUGAGUUUUUCCUCGAAUGUCAUUCCCCUGAUGAGAUGAGCUCAUUUGAUCAAAGGCGUACAUAUUGAGCAUAUUUAUGACUUCCUUUGAGCCACGUAGGUGAAUGUUACAUUGCUAAUCGCAAAUUCUAAUAAACAUUCUACCCUAACAGC